Molecule: messenger RNA, 1098 nt
Organism: Frankliniella occidentalis (western flower thrips)
Lineage: Eukaryota; Metazoa; Arthropoda; Insecta; Thysanoptera; Thripidae
Exons: 2
Coding region: 403-837 (144 amino acids)
Source: RefSeq, a predicted model, not a curated record
GUGACGGCAAAAAGCUCAACAGUGCAGUCAGUCACUGUGCUCCACAAGUACUAUCGACACGACGUGAGUAGACUACGGGGCUGUCAAAAUAAGAUACGGUUUGGCCGACCGACCGACCGACCGUCAACCUCGGAACGACCAGGACGACUGAUAUAUCGUGUUUGGGGGUUUUCUCGCACGCUGAGUCCAAAUCUGGUAGUGCCGAUGUCGUCCGGGCCCCCGGGGACGUCAUUGGGGACCUCCCGAGCACGCCGAUGACACUCCCACGACAAAUACGAUUCGGCUCCGAACGUCGUUACACACGGGCUGGUGCAUAUUUCUUAAAAGUCACCAAAUAUAAUUAUUAUAAAUAGCAAAUCGCCCAUCAUAGUUUAUUAUCCUGAUCAUUUCACUGUUGUCACCAUGGCACUUUCCUUGGCGUUGCCGCCUGGAGCCACACAACGAUGCACGGGACAGGAAGCACCCCCAAAGGAUCACAUCCUGGACAAGCGAGGCGGGAUUGCCUACCCCAGCAGGAAAGAAUCACAAAUCCCGCGACCACGAUAUGUCGGAACUCGGCCCAGAAAUGUUCUUGACAUGAGCAAGAGAAGUCUAUGGAGUCAUUUUACCCAAAAGAAUAGGUGGGAUGACAUGACAGUAACCGCCAACGCUGGUCCAAUUUGUCUUGACUAUGAGGAGCUUCCUUUCGUGGCAAUUUGGAAAAUUGCAGGAAUUGGUUUGGAUUGGUGGGGCAGACUCCCUUUUCACAUGCUCUGUCUAAAUAUCAUGGUGCGACCCAAUACAGCGGAGUUCUUAGCCAGUGGGCCUAAGGUAGCCUACGUACCCACCCUUAGUUAAAGAGACCAGCUCUUACCAGCUCUUAUAAAACUCAAGUUUCUGUGGACAGGGGUGGUUUUUGACAGAAUCAAAGGUAGUUUUGUGGUGCCUGGUUCACCCCUGUCGAUUCGAAUACUCCUCCAUCGAAAUCCGGACCCAUCAAUUUAUAGCCUUUGUAAAUUUUGCCAAAAUGAAAAAAAAAUGAAAAUCGCUGGAAAUGGUUGGGAUUGGUUUGACAGCACCCUCUUACUAACUCUCCGUCGAAAUUUCGAGUCGCAGACC